Molecule: messenger RNA, 762 nt
Organism: Fusarium oxysporum Fo47
Lineage: Eukaryota; Fungi; Ascomycota; Sordariomycetes; Hypocreales; Nectriaceae
Exons: 1
Coding region: 1-762 (253 amino acids)
Source: RefSeq, a predicted model, not a curated record
AUGGAAAACUACCCCCGUGAGACGUACGGUCGUUCUUCGAUCAAUCCACGCAAUUCAUGCUCGCGAAGUCCCUAUGAAGAAAGUGACCGAGAGUCACUUUCCGAGCCUUUCAGCCCUACAGGCCUGCUCGGGGAACGAUAUGAUCUGCUUAAACAGCAAAUGGAGGCCAGAUCACGAAUAACCAAUCCCAACGACAGUCCAUUCACAAGAGGGCUUUUGGGAUCUCUCGCUGAAUUCGAGAGUAGGGGCUACCGCCCUUCAUACGACAGCACUAGAGCAGCAGGCGGAUUGUCUAGAUCAGCGUCAACGGCAAGCUCUUCGAAUCGAUACAGACCAAGACGAACACCGAGUGUAUCUUCCGUCCGAACAGACUCGAUCUAUUGCGCUCAGUCUGGUGCUAUGCCGCCUCCUCUACUAGAUAUACCGUCGACGCUUCCCCAAAGGCGAGCGUCAUGGCGAGACAGGAACUCGCAAGGUAUCAGAUCACCAACUGUUCAGCCACUGCUGAGUUUACCUGAGACAUCGAGCACCCAGUGGAACAGCUCUUAUUCACCAGCGCUGGGUCGAAGCCAUUCAGUUGCUGUUCGGUCUUCAAGUGGCUCUUGGGGCCCUUCGGGCAGCAGAUCCGGCUCACAUGCAACACCAGAUCCCUCAGCUCUUAGUCGCCGAGUCUCUACAGCUGCUGCUCCAGCUCGACCUGAAACGUGGUAUCAGGGUGAUCGGGCUGAGCCGAAGCGUCGAGGGACGUUGCGGAGCUGCUGA